Penicillium antarcticum is the source of this 1326-nucleotide messenger RNA. RefSeq names its product VHS and GAT domain-containing protein. The transcript has 4 exons. Gene Ontology annotation, cellular component: actin cortical patch. Bases 1 to 1326 code for a protein of 441 amino acids. NCBI's taxonomy places the organism in Eukaryota, Fungi, Ascomycota, Eurotiomycetes, Eurotiales, Aspergillaceae. Gene Ontology annotation, biological process: actin cortical patch localization; endocytosis; actin filament organization. Gene Ontology annotation, molecular function: ubiquitin binding; phosphatidylinositol binding. The record is from RefSeq and is a predicted model, not a curated record.
AUGAAGCGCUUCCUGGGUUCUUUGAGUAGGCGCUCGAGUGAGUUCCUCGUCUCCACGCUCCCAGCAACUUCACUAAUCAAUCUAGGCUCAAGCGACAGUGUAGACCACCGCGACGACUCACCAGAAGCCAUAAUCGCAAAAGAAUUGACUGCAUUCUGCGAAUCAAACAGUUCCUCUCGCGACGCGAACCAACAAGGGAACGAAUUCGUCCACCUCCCUCAAAUAGUCGAAACAGCCGAAUCAAGCCCCAAUGCCGCCAAAGAAGCCGCCUACCGAAUCCGCAAAUACCUCGCCGACCCAGCCGGAACCCCAAACAACGUCCAAUACAAUGCCCUCAUGUUGACCCGCAUCCUAGUCGACAACCCUGGCCACACUUUCACCCGCAACUUCGACGCGAAAUUCGUCUCCACGAUCAAGGAGCUCCUCCGCGCUGGUCGCGACUGGCACGUGCAGAGCUACCUCCGCCAGUACCUGGAUACACUUGAGCAACAGCGCAGCUGGGAUGAGGACCUGAAACUCCUGCUGCAGAUGUGGACGAAGGAAAAGUCGAAGCCGCAGCGUGGACUGAUUGAUCGCUUUCCUAUGGCUUCUGGCGUUGCACCGCCCGUCCCUCCGCAUCCGAAUCCGCACCGUAAUGCCUAUGCAGGUGCGCGUGCGCAAGAUGCUGCUCGACCGCCCUCGAAUGCACUGCCCAACGCGGAAGAAUUAGCAGCGCGCAUCGAAGAAGCGAAGAACUCGGCUAAGCUGCUCUCGCAAUUCGUGCAGUCGACGCCGGCGGCGGAGCUGGAGGAUAAUGAUCUCGUGAAGGAGUUUGUGGAUCGGUGCCGCACCGGUUCGAGGCUCAUUCAGGGGUAUAUUCAUUCGACGAAUCCUGCGCCUGAUGAGGAUACACUGUUGACGCUUAUCGAGACCAACGAUGAGAUUUCUGUUGCUUUGUCGCAGCAGCAGCGGGCUAUGCUGAAGGCGCGCAAGGCUCGGGGGUCUUCGUCGCCUGGUUCUUCGAAUGUCAAUUCGCCUGAGCCCACGUCUCAGCCUUUGCCUUUUGCUUCUGGGGCUGCGGCGCCGAGGGAGCAGCCUUUGCCUCCGGUGCCUGUUGCUGCGGAGUUGCCGUCUACUGCUAUGACUGGUGGUAGAAUGUCGAGUGCAACUGCUACUCCUACUGCUACGGCAGCCCCUGGUAAUGCGGGCCGGUAUGAGUACAGGUCUGAGGAUUUCCAGGUUCAGAAUCCUUUUGCUGAUGACUACGCGGAGGAUUCUGAUGGGAGGAAUCAGCAUCAGUCUCAGAGAGAUCGGGUGCAUUUCCAGCCUGCUGAGCAGGAGCGUUGA